Mytilus trossulus (common blue mussel) is the source of this 1554-nucleotide messenger RNA. RefSeq lists its product as uncharacterized. The coding region runs from base 1 to 1554 and encodes 517 amino acids. The record is from RefSeq and is a predicted model, not a curated record. Gene Ontology annotation, molecular function: protein binding. Lineage: Eukaryota; Metazoa; Mollusca; Bivalvia; Mytilida; Mytilidae. The transcript is spliced from 3 exons.
AUGGAAUUGUCAUAUAUUGUAACACUUCUAUGUCUACCAUCAAUAUUCUCUGAUCCAACAGGAUGCACUUACAACGCAGACACAGUACUUUACACUUGUAAUGCCAGACUUUGGGCACUUCCGUUAGUAUUUUCCUCCUUCACUAAUCAACCACAGAGACUGUUGCUGAAAGACGUUGAUGGAGAACUUCCGGCGUCUGCUCCUAACGGUCCAACAUUUACAGGAUUUAGUGCAAUUGACACUUCAUUGUUUGACAUCAGAUUUCCAGCGUCAUUCCACAUCAUGUGCUUUGCGAACACAAGUCUAAUCAUAUUUAAGGACACAUUUCAAGAUUUAGGAUUUAUUGACGAGGUGAUCAUUCAAGACUGUAAUAUUUUAUCACUUCCGGUGCAAGUAUUUUCGUAUUUUGGUGAGGUAAACUCGUUUAUCAUACAAGGAGGGUCAAUAAACAAUAUGGUGGCAGAUAGCUUUAAUGGACUUGACGUAAAACCAAUUCCAGCUUCACUGACCCCAAAAGGAGAAUUCGUAUUACAAAAUACCCAGGUUAUAUCUCAAAGUUUAGCGUUUGGAGUUUUCUAUAAUAUAUACAAUGUAACAACUAUGGUACUCGACAACAUCGACAUAACGUCAAUUACCAAAGACACGUUUUAUGCUAAUCCAUAUCUGACAAAUUUAACAAUCAGUAACAACAAUAUAGCUAGUCUCCCUAGUCUACUGUUUGGAUCAUCGCAUUCAUUGGAGUUCCUGUCCUUUUGGGGUUUGCCAUGGAUUUGUACUUGUAGUGAUCUCUGGAUUGUCCCUUACGUCAUCAACAACAAUAUAACCCUGUACGGAGACUUGAUAUGCUCAUCACCCGUAGCUCAAUCUAAUACAAAAGUGACGUCAUAUUAUGCAGCCAAUUGUUUGAACUAUGAUGUAUGUCAAGGAGAAGCAGGUUUCGCCUCGUCUAACACGUGUGUAAAGGCAGUUGACAUGGUAACGUACAUAUUGGCUGUACCUAUAAUAACUUUCACUGUUAUAAGUUUAGUAUGUAUCACACAGUUGUUACUGUAUGUUAAGAGAAAUGAACAAUUUAUUCGUGAAAUGAUAGAAGUUCCAAACAUUGAUACACGAGAAGAUAAGUUUGCAAAAGCAUUAGCGGCAAAAAUAGCAAAAAAUGAAGAAACUACAGAAAACCGAAGCUUUUCGCAUAAUUGGUUAGGUGCCAAACGGAAGCUUAUGAUAGCAAGAGCCUUGUCGAAAAAGAUUACUGCUAACCAAUCAGAUAAUACUUUACCUGAGCAUACAAAGCAAUGGACUAACCAAUCAAACAACCCGUUACAUGGGGAUACACAACAAUGGAAUGAAUCAUCCCAAGAGGUAUAUAGUGAUAACGAAUCAGAUAUAGAAGAUUAUGAUGAGGACUAUGAACUGCAGGAUCUAUCAACUUUACGAGGAGAAAGACUAACAAAGGCUCUGGAAGAAAAGAUAUUACGAGAUUUAGAAAAUAUUCCUGUUGUUUCAGGUAUUUGGGUUGCUGCCCCAAAGGGAGGUAAAUCUGGACUUGAGUUUUAA